GGCGCGGCGGAGAAGAAGAAGAGGAAGAGGAGGUUGUUUUUCUCGCGCCAUUUCCCGGUGUGUUGUGUGUAUUGUGUUGCGUGUGUUGAAGCUGCCAGGCCCAGGACACGGGUGCGGGGAGCCAUGUCCAUCUCCAUCGACAAGGACGCCUUCUUCCGGCGCAUGAACAAGGUGUACUCGUCCUGGAAGAAGGCGGAAAGCAAUAAGGAGGAUGGGCUGGGGAAGGCUGAUGCAUUGGUGUCUGUGGUUGGGGCUGACCAGGAGGUGAUCUACUCCAAGUCCACUGCCACACAGACCUGGCUCUUUGGGUAUGAACUCACAGACACCAUUAUGGUUUGCUGUGAGAAGGCUGUGUACUUCCUGGCCAGCAAGAAAAAGAUACAAAUCUUGGAAGGUCUGGAAAAGAACAAAGAUGAGAACAGCAAUGUUCCUCCUGUAAAGCUUCUUGUGAGGGAUAAGAGUGACAAGGACAAGGCAAACAUCAGUAAGUUGAUCGAGGCAAUAAAGCAGAGCAAGGGUGGCAGCAAGAUCGGGGUGUACGCCAGGGACAAGUUAUCCUCGGACCUCAUUGAUGCCUGGAAGAAGGCCGUCAAGGAAGCCAGCUUUGAGCAGGUUGACAUGAGUCCCAACAUGGCUCUGGUGAUGUCCUCCAAGGAAGAGUCAGAGCUGACCACCAUCAAGAAGGCAUGCACUGCCACUGUGGAAGUCUUCUCCAAGUACCUCAAGGAGCAAAUCAUGGACAUCAUCGACAGAGACAAGAAGGUGAAGCAUGCCAAGCUGGCUGAGGGUGUGGAGCAGGCCAUGACGGAUAAGAAAUAUGUCGGGAACUUUGACACCCAGCAGAUUGAGCCGUGCUACCCUCCGAUCAUUCAGUCAGGCGGGAACUAUGCCCUCAAGUUCAGUGUGUCCAGUGACAAAAACGCGAUGCACUUUGGGGCCAUCGUGUGCUGCAUGGGCGUACGAUACAAGAACUACUGCUCCAACAUUUGCCGCACCUUCAUGGUCAACCCGCCAGACAAGAUGCAGAAGGAUUACGAAUUGCUCCUGGAACUCUUUGAUGUACUCAUAAACAAGUUGAAAGAUGGAGUAAAGCUGUGUGAUGUGUACGAGGAGGUGGUCACACAGCUCAAGCAGAAAAAGGCAGACAUGGUGGACAAACUCACUAAGGCUAUUGGGUUUGGCACUGGCAUUGAGUUCCGUGAAUCUGCUCUUCUCAUCGGCCCCAAGAACACGGCAGUGGCUAAGAAAGGUCAGGUGUACAAUGCUAACCUUGGCUUCUCGGACCUGAUCAACCCUGAAGCUAGUGAAAGUAAUGGCAAGAAGUAUGCACUCUUCAUUGGCGACACCGUUGUUGUGAAUGAGGACCAACCUGCCACAGUUCUGACAGCCACCAGCAAAAAGAAGUUGAGGAAUGUUGGCGUUUUCCUAAAGGAUGAUGAUGAUGAUGAAGGCGACGAGGAGGAGGAGCAGAGCAAAGGGGACACUUCAGGGAUCCUUGGCCGAGGCAAACGCACGGCCAUCCUGGACUCCAAGCUGAGGUCUGAACAGUCAACCGAGGAGAAGCGUCGGCAGCACCAGAAGGAGCUUGCAGUGUCCACCAACGAGGCAGCCAAGGAGCGUCUUGCCCUCCUGAAGGGGAAGAAGGAGAACCAGAAGGUCCGCAAGUCCACUAUCUCUUACAAGUCGACCAACCUCCUGCCUCGGGAGCCUGAGAUUGCAGACCUCAAAAUCUAUGUUGACCGAAAAUACGAGACUGUGAUCCUCCCAAUCUACGGGCUCCCAGUACCCUUCCAUAUCUCCAUGAUCAAGAAUAUCUCCCAGAGUGUGGAGGGAGAUUAUACGUACCUCCGUAUCAACUUCUUCCACCCUGGUUCCAACAUUGGCAAGGCUGACGGUUCCUUCCCCAACCCUGAUGCUGUGUUCUUGAAGGAGAUCACAUACCGAAGCACCAACACCAAGGAGCCGGGAGAGCUAUCAGCACCAUCCUCCAACCUUAACACAGCCUUCAGACUUAUCAAGGAGGUGCAAAAGAAGUUCAAGACAAGGGAGGCUGAGGAGAAGGAGAAAGAGGACUUGGUGAAGCAGGACACACUCAUAGUCUCCAACAACAAAUCCAACCCCAAGCUGAAGGAUCUGUACAUCCGCCCCAACAUCGUGCAAAAGAGGAUCAAUGGCACCCUUGAGGCACACACCAAUGGCUUCAGAUACACCAGUGUGCGUGGGGACAAGGUGGACAUCCUCUACAACAACAUCAAAAAUGCAUUCUUCCAGCCUUGCGAGGGAGAGAUGAUCAUUCUCCUUCACUUCCAUUUGAAGCAUGCUAUCAUGUUUGGGAAGAAGAAGCACAUUGAUGUCCAGUUCUACACGGAGGUGGGAGAGAUUACCACCGACCUGGGGAAGCACCAACACAUGCACGACCGUGAUGACCUCUCGGCAGAACAGGCAGAGCGAGAGCUGCGCCACAAGCUGACCUCGGCCUUCAAGAGCUUCACUGAAAAGGUGGAGACCAUGACCAAACACCAAGUUGAGUUUGACACACCAUUCCGUGAGCUUGGCUUCCCUGGCGCCCCAUACCGCUCCACUGUCCUCCUUCAGCCCACCUCAGGCUGUGUGGUGAACCUGACCGAGUGGCCGCCCUACGUCAUAGUGCUGGAUGAGGUGGAGUUAGUACACUUUGAGCGUGUGCAGUUCCACCUGAAGAACUUUGACAUGGUGUUUGUGUUUAAGGACUACUCCAGGAAGACCUCCAUGAUCAAUGCUAUCCCCAUGCAGAUGUUGGACCACGUUAAGGAGUGGCUAAACUCUUGUGACAUCCGGUAUUCAGAGGGUGUUCAGUCUCUCAACUGGACCAAGGUGAUGAAAACCAUUAUUGAUGACCCUGAUGGAUUCUUUGAACAGGGUGGCUGGUCUUUCCUGGACCCAGAUUCUGAUGAGGAGAACCAGGAGGAGGCUGAUGACGAAGACUCGGAGGAGGAUGGAGCCUAUGCCCCAUCUGAUGAGGAGUUAGGGUCUGAGGAGGAGAGUGAGGACUACUCUGGGGAGUCUGAAAUAUCAGACUCUGAGUACAGUGAAGAGCUUGGGUCCAGCGAGGAAUCAGGCAAGGACUGGUCAGACUUGGAGAGGGAGGCUGCCGAGGCUGACAAGGAGAGGAAUGACUUUGAGGAUGAGUACACCAAACAGAACAAGGGUGCACCGAGCUACAGGGACAAGUACAGUGGAAAGAGGUUAAAUCGCAAGUCCUCGCUCAAAGCUGGCAAGGACAGACACAUGAGCAACAAACACAAAUCUUCAAAGCAUGACAGUAAACACAGAUCACCCCACAAGUCCUCUCACAAGUCCUCCCACAAGUCCCCACACAAAUCCCCACACAAAUCCCAGAGCAAGAGUAAAGAUCGACACCAUUCCAGCAGCAGCAGCAAGCACAGUGACAAGAAGAGGUCUCGGGAAGACUCUGGUGACCGCCGUCAUAGUAAAAAGAAGAGCAGGAAAUAAGUGGUGCCCUUCAGUGCCACUGGACCACCACUCUUCACCCCAGGGACAAAAGAGAAGUUCAAACAGUAGUCGUGAUCAGUUCAUUAGGAGCGUGGGUGUCUGGUGGGCCUGUGGUCCACACUAUUACCUGAACUGGUGAUCUGACCCAAGAUACCAGGCACUGCAGGGGGUUUUGCCAAGACUCCUGCCCAUGGGUCAUACAACACCAUGCCUAAGGGGCCAUGGGUACAGUGUUUGCAGGGAUUUGGAGAUGGACCAACCCAGAUCUUAUUACAACACUGUGAAUGGUGAUUUUAAAGUGAUGAGUUUAUACAUUUAAGCUGACUGUAGUGUAUUAGGUCUUGUCGUAUUUUCUUGUGUAGUUGUUCACAUAUAUUAGAGGUUUUCAUAUAGCCGUGUAUGUACAUACAAUUCAUUAAUUUCAUUAGGGAAUUGGAAAUGCCAGAGAGGAAAGACUUUGACUGCUAAAAUUUUAGUGUUAAUUGAAAAAAAUUUGUCUUGGAAAAUAUCUGAUGCCAUGAGCAGUGGAAGACCAUCUUCAAUUCAGACCUUUGUAAUGACAGCUGCAUCUUGGUGAGCUUCCAUUCCACCACUAUGGAGUUUACUUUGUGGCAUUGACAUAAAUAGUUCAACAAUACAGUACAUGUGUGAAAUAGAUACUGAGGAGGUAUUAGUUCAGUAUUCUCCUUUAUGCAGCAUUGAAAGUUAUAAUUCCAUGAUACAUAAGGGUGAAUACAUUGGGAAUUUGAUAUUCUUCAGUUUGAUAAAUUAAACCACUAUUAGGUUCAACCACACCAGUUGUGCUGCAUGCCUGUAAACAAGUGUUGGGACAUUUUGGACAAUAACCAUUGAAUUUUGCACAAAUUAAGUGAUAGUUAUUUGCCCCCCUUACUUUUAAUUGACUUAAAAAGGUUUUCUAAAUGGUAUUUAGUAAAAUAUAAAUGAGUAAAUACUUCUUUCCCUCUUGUGUUAAUGUUUCUUUUAUGUUUUCUUUUAAUUUCACAAGCAUACUUUCGGUAGUAUUAGUUAUUUUGUACGAAAGGUGAAUUUCAUACUCCUGUAGAAUGAAAUCCUUGCAUUAUGCAAGGUGUGAGGAGGAUGAGGUGUUUCUAUUUUCUCCUUUAUGAGGAGGGUAAUGUGUCAGUGAAGUUGUACGAGUGAAUGGUGACAAUUUUUGUUUUGUUAGUGCAUCGGGAAGAGGAUAUUACAGUGUUGGCUCAGGCCAGCAUGGGACUAUGAGGAUUUUGUGUUUUGUUCAGGUCUUUUCAGUCAGGUAACAAGAUGAUGUCACACAUUUUAUGUUCACAUUUCUGAAAUAUAUUUAAGUGGUUUU
Messenger RNA from Eriocheir sinensis (Chinese mitten crab), 4825 nucleotides. It is a transcript of the gene dre4, whose product is annotated as FACT complex subunit spt16-like. Gene Ontology annotation, molecular function: nucleosome binding. Gene Ontology annotation, biological process: transcription elongation by RNA polymerase II; positive regulation of transcription elongation by RNA polymerase II. NCBI's taxonomy places the organism in Eukaryota, Metazoa, Arthropoda, Malacostraca, Decapoda, Varunidae. Bases 124 to 3492 code for a protein of 1122 amino acids. The transcript is spliced from 25 exons. The record is from RefSeq and is a predicted model, not a curated record. Gene Ontology annotation, cellular component: FACT complex.